CGUGCGUGCGUUAUGUCAGAAAGCAGAUAUCGCCAGGGUGAGAAAAAAAACGAAGGGGAAAAGAAAAGACAAGCGGCUCCUAGGACCGCUACAAUAAUCGCAUUAACGGAACUGAUUCAGAAUUGUCUCUUGGUGCACAAAAAAAAUCCUUGUUUUUGGCAGAUCUUAUGAUCACGUUUUAAAAACCCAAUGAGGAAAGCUGUCGUCUUUGCGUAGCGUACCAUUUGUUUUGGAGGAGUAGGGAACACAACCGAAUCGUUGUUUUUACAGCUGAACGGGUGCAAUUAAAGCGUGGAUAGAGAAGGGUGGAAAUAGUGUGCAGAGGACUAUACCGCAGCUGUACAUUUUGUCGUAUCCAACCGAGAAGGUUUUAUCCAUCGUCGUGUGUUAUCAAAACAAAGGUUUAUUUUGGAGCCUGCAUCCCCAUUUCCCAAUCUCCAAUUCAUGGUGUUGAUUGUUUGAUUUUUCGCUCAUCCUUUUUUCCGCGGUAAAGGAUGCCCGACCUGAUCUCGGUGUCCGAGUUCCUCUCGGAGACCACAGAGGACUACAAUUCCCCUACGACUUCCAGCUUCACCACACGGCUACAGAGCUGUAAAAACACCAUCAAUGUUCUGGAAGAGGCUUUGGAUCAAGACCGGACGGCUUUGCAGAAGGUGAAGAAGUCUGUGAAAGCCAUCUACAACUCUGGUCAAGAUCAUGUUCAAAAUGAAGAGAACUAUGGCCAGGCACUGGACAAGUUUGGGAGCAACUUCAUCAGCAGGGACAACCCUGACCUGGGAACUGCCUUCGUCAAGUUCUCCAGCCUUGUCAAGGAGCUGUCCGCACUUCUUAAGAAUCUGCUGCAGAGCCUGAGUCAUAAUGUGAUCUUCACCCUGGACUCUCUUCUCAAAGGGGACCUCAAGGGAGUUAAGGGGGACAUUAAGAAGCCAUUUGACAAGGCAUGGAAGGAUUAUGAGGCCAAGUUCACCAAGAUUGAGAAGGAGAAGAGGGAGCACGCCAAACAACACGGGAUGAUCCGGACAGAGAUCACCGGAGCAGAGAUCGCAGAGGAAAUGGAGAAAGAGCGCCGUCUUUUCCAGUUACAGAUGUGCGAGUAUCUGAUCAAGGUGAACGAGAUCAAAACUAAGAAGGGAGUGGACCUGCUCCAGAACCUCAUAAAGUACUACCAUGCACAGUGCAACUUUUUUCAGGAUGGAUUGAAAACUGCAGACAAGUUGAAGCAGUAUAUUGAGAAGCUCGCAGCAGACCUGUAUAAUAUAAAACAGACCCAGGAUGAGGAGAAGAAGCAGCUGACAGCCCUCAGAGACCUCAUUAAAUCAUCUCUGCAGCUGGAACAAAAGGAGUCAAGGAGAGACUCCCAGAGCAAGCAGAGCGGAUACAGCAUGCACCAGCUUCAGGGGAACAAGGAGUUUGGGAGUGAAAAGAAGGGCUAUUUGAUGAAGAAAAGUGAUGGGUUACGAAAGGUAUGGCAAAGGAGGAAAUGUUCUGUGAAGAACGGCGUUCUCACUAUCUCACAUGCCACAUCUAACAGACAGCCAGUGAGACUGAAUCUACUAACCUGUCAGGUCAAACCCAGUGGUGAAGAUAAAAAGGGCUUUGACCUCAUCUCCCAUAAUCGCACCUAUCAUUUCCAGGCUGAAGAUGAACAGGAGUUUAUGAUCUGGAUAUCGGUGCUGACCAACAGUAAGGAGGAGGCCCUGAACAUGGCGUUCCGUGGGGAGCAGAGUACAGGAGGAGAAGACACUCUGGAGGACCUGACCAAAACCAUCACAGAAGAGGUCCUACGGAUGCCGGGCAACGACAUCUGCUGUGACUGUGGUGCUGCUGAGCCAAAAUGGCUGUCUACCAACCUGGGCAUCCUGACGUGUAUUGAGUGCUCUGGGAUCCACAGGGAGAUGGGUGUCCACAUCUCCCGCAUCCAGUCCCUGGAGCUGGACAAGCUGGGGAGCUCAGAGCUCCUGCUGGCUAAGAACAUAGGGAACAGUAGUUUCAAUGACAUCAUGGAAGACAAUCUCCCAUGUCCCUCACCAAAGCCCGCCCCUUCAAGUGACAUGACUGUGAGGAAGGAGUACAUCAAUGCUAAAUACAUGGACCACAGGUUUGCCCGCCGGACUGGCUCGGCCACAGCCACAGGGGGGCGACUGUUGGAGGCGGUGCGCUACCGAGACCUGCUGUCACUCGUCCAGAUCUACGCCGAGGGGGUGGAGCUCAUGGAGACCCUGCCUGAGGCAGGACAGCAGGAGACCGGUGAGACUGCCCUCCACUAUGCUGUACGGACAGCUGACCAGACCUCCCUGCACCUCGUGGACUUCCUGGUGCAAAACAGUGGAAAUCUGGACCGUCAAACGGACAACGGAAACACUGCGCUGCACUACUGCUGUCUGCACGAGAAGCCCGAGUGUUUAAAAGUCCUGCUGCGGGGGAAGCCAGCCAUUGACAUCGCCAAUCAAACUGGAGAGACUGCUCUGGAUAUUGCCAGAAGGCUCCGGAAUGUCCAGUGCGAGGAACCUCUGGUGGAGGCAGCUGCGGGGAGGUUUAAUCCUCAUGUGCACGUGGAGUAUGACUGGAACCUGCGUCUGGAGGAAAUAGAUGAGAGUGAUGAUGACCUUGAUGACAAGCCCAGUCCAGUGAAAAAGGAACGCUCCCCGCGGCCCCAGAGCUUCUGCCACUCCUCCAGUAUGUCCUCCUCUCAGGACAAGCUCACCCUGCCUGGGGGUUACGCUCCCCACAGGGACAAACAGCGCCUCUCGUACGGGGCCUUCUCCAACCCAGUGUACAGCACAUCCACAGACACCCCUCCCUCGCCGGGACCCGAUGGGACCACAGCGCCCAGCAGGACGGCCGGGAAAGCGCCCUCUGCUGGCCCGCCUACCUCCCUACCCCUGGGCUCCCAGACUGGAGGCAGCGGGGGCAGCUCCACCCUUAAGAAGAGACCCCCACCCCCUCCCCCCGGGCACAAGCGCACCCUCUCAGACCCCCCCAGCCCAGUCCUACAAGGCCCUCAAAGCAAAGGUGGGAUCAGUUGGGGAAGCGAGUCCACUCCCCCGCCUGGAAGCAGGACCUCCCCUGGAAACAAGUUUGAGCAGCAGCAAAGCACUAGCACUACUAACACGAAGUCAACACUUGGUCCAAGAGUCCUACCCAAACUACCUCAAAAAGUGGCACUACGGAAGAUUGACACGAUGCACCUCCCCUCAGUGGACAAGUCCUGCCAGCCUCUGGGUCCUGAGGUUCUCCCGAAGUCAACCUCCGGCCAACCAGAGCCUUCCCAGAAAUCCCCUCUGCCGCCUGACACCGCCUCAAAGCCCCUGCUGCCGCCCGACGCCUCCUCAAAGCCCCUGCUGCCGCCCGACGCCUCCUCAAAGCCCCCGCAUACCCCGGGCGACACCCCUCAGAGGGCCCCGUUGGUGGAAAAACCACAGCUAAGCGACCUCCCGCCCAAGCCCCAGCUGUCCGACCUCCCGCCCAAGCCCCAGCUGUCCGACCUCCCGCCCAAACCGCUGCUGUCUGACCUGCCGCCCAAACCUCAGCUCAAGGACCUCCCGCCCAAACCUCAGCUAAGUGACAUCCCUCCAAAGCCGCUGGUGAGUGGGCGCCCCGCUCCGGGUGACGCAGGGGCGCCCAGAACACAGGCCGCAGACCUGCAGUUGUCCAGCCAACCGGAGGAGCUCUCCCCCAGGCAAGCCAGCGAGGACACCAACGGAGCCCUGCCCGGUGCUGUGGAGAUGCCUGUGCCACUGCCCCGGACGCUCAACACCGGGAAGAGUAAAACCAGACGGGUUCGGACCAUUUAUGACUGCCAGGCUGAUAAUGAUGACGAGCUGACCUUUGUAGAGGGGGAGGUCAUCAUCGUCACAGGAGAGGAGGACCCUGAGUGGUGGAUUGGGCACAUAGAGGGACAUCCUGAGAGGAAAGGGGUCUUCCCCAUGUCAUUUGUGCACAUUCUUUCUGACUGACAGCUGGAGAGACAGGUGUGAGGUCCCUCCUCUAGCACAAGCCCCGCCCUACCUUGACCUCGCACUGGACUGUGGGCGGAGUCUAUGUAAAUAGCUGCUGUUACAACAGGAAACAAAACAAAACCGUACAAAGAAUCUAACCCAGCCUCAUCGCAAUGAAGACUUGUACAUAAACUGUUAUCCUGCCUACCAGUAUUACCGUAGCCGUAACCCAGCAUGCAGAACUGGGUUUGCAGUAGCCAUCCUUUGAAUUAAGCACUUAAAAACGUUCUCAGUGUGUGCUGUAACUGUCUGUGUAUAGACAAAUCUGUGUAUGUCCGUGUUAGUGUAUCUUUGUACAUACACAUACACACCUAAGAGUGUAUAUAUGUUUGUACAGCAUAUGCAAGUGUGUAUUGAUGAAUUGACCCUGCCUGCCUAGAGAGUUAGGGCUGUCUUGUUCCAACGGCAAACCCUUUCAGCUGAACUGUUUACCGUCACCACCAUCUCUUGAGCUUCCGUAAGUAGAUAAUGGAUCCUCGGGUCUAUUGGAUAAGGAGUAUGUUAUUUAGAUACACAGUAUACUAACCCUGAUGUUCUAGUCCCACUCCCUUUACCGGCAUGGUGUCUGGGCAAUGAGACAGCGAGUUUACAGAGAUAUCUUUAACACUGAAAGGUUGGAGGAAGUAUUUAUUCAUGACAUAAAUAUAGUCUUUUUUUUUUUGCUUGUUAUGUGAUCCAUUUGAAAUUACUUUUCUGUCAUGGUAUUUUAUGCAAAACGGAGGUGACAUUGUGAUUGAGAGCCUACAAAGUCAAACUAUUUGCGGUGGUGUUGGUUGUCGUCUCUCUGGUUGUUUAUGAAGGACCACAGUUUGCGCAUUGUUCCUCUGGAUGUUACGGUAUUCAUUCUUUCCCCCCCUACUGGCCUAGCUUUGUUGAUAGAAAUUUUGAGUUAUGAUCAAAUCCAGUUAUCAAUAUUAUAGUACAAGGUAAAUCUUGAUUUACAUUUUCAUGUAAAUCUCCCCUUUUUGAGAACAGUAUCAAGCCUGAAUGUGAAGACUGCAUCACAAACACACACACACACAUAACACGCACACUCAAUGGAGGCAGAUACAGUAGCCUGGACAUUAUAAUGCACUGGGCAGGUAAAAAACUGGUCAUUUAUGUUCAUUCGGAGCAGGCAAGGUGGGUCUAGAGAUAUGCAAAAUGUAAUAAAUCAAAGUAUUGUGA
This is a messenger RNA of Esox lucius (northern pike), 5165 nucleotides long. It is a transcript of the gene asap1a, whose product is annotated as ArfGAP with SH3 domain, ankyrin repeat and PH domain 1a. Gene Ontology annotation, biological process: positive regulation of GTPase activity. Gene Ontology annotation, molecular function: GTPase activator activity; protein binding. Bases 495 to 3956 code for a protein of 1153 amino acids. Gene Ontology annotation, cellular component: cytoplasm. The record is from RefSeq and is a predicted model, not a curated record. The transcript is spliced from 29 exons. Lineage: Eukaryota; Metazoa; Chordata; Actinopteri; Esociformes; Esocidae.